AUGGUGCAUUUCACUGCUGAGGAGAAGGCUGCCAUUGCUAGCCUGUGGGCCAAGGUGAACGUGGAGGUGGCCAGAGGUGAGAGCCUGGGAAGACUCCUGGUCGUCUACCCAUGGACCCAGCGUUUCUUUGACAAUUUUGGUAACUUAUACUCUGAGUCUGCAAUAAUAGGCAACCCCAAGGUCCAGGCCCAUGGCGAGAAGGUGCUGACCUCCUUUGGAAAUGCUGUUAAGCACAUGGAAGACUUCAAGGGCACUUUUGCUAAGCUGAGUGAGUUGCACUGUGACAAGUUGCAUGUGGAUCCUGAGAACUUCAGGCUCCUAGGCAACAUGAUAUCAAUUGUCUUGGCAACCCACUUCAACAAGGAAUUUACCCCACAGAUGCAGGCUGCCUGGCAGAAGCUGACGGAUGCUGUGGCUAAUGCUCUGGCCCACAGGUACCACUAGUUGACUGGCCAGCUAUGUUGGUGCCUGUGUCCCAAGAGUCCAUCUCCUGAAGACUGGAGACA
Molecule: messenger RNA, 506 nt
Organism: Vicugna pacos (alpaca)
Lineage: Eukaryota; Metazoa; Chordata; Mammalia; Artiodactyla; Camelidae
Product: hemoglobin subunit epsilon-4
Biological process (GO): hydrogen peroxide catabolic process; oxygen transport
Cellular component (GO): blood microparticle; hemoglobin complex; haptoglobin-hemoglobin complex
Molecular function (GO): organic acid binding; oxygen carrier activity; oxygen binding
Source: RefSeq, a predicted model, not a curated record